This is a messenger RNA of Agelaius phoeniceus (red-winged blackbird), 5794 nucleotides long. Lineage: Eukaryota; Metazoa; Chordata; Aves; Passeriformes; Icteridae. The record is from RefSeq and is a predicted model, not a curated record.
AAAGACCGGUCCAGGUGGCAGGGGCAGCUGCUGGUCGACGCCCUUACCUGGGCGUCGCCCUGCUGCUUCCGGGAAGAUGGCACCCAGACGGUGAAGAGGAAGGGGCAUCGAGCCGGCAUGCAAAUGACAUCGGAUCCAGCAUGCAACGGGAGAAACCCCUCACAAAACCUAGCCAAAACCCCCUAAAAACAAUGAGCAAACACAAAAUUGAGGAAUCAAAGUGAUGUCUCGACGUGAGGAACAGAACCUAGUAUCCGCUAAGACCCUUUUUACCCCUCACCCUAACUGCUGAUGUCGGCUAGACAGAGCAGUGCGACUGUUGAAGCAACAGACGGUGUAUUAUCUGUAAGUUGGUGAGGACUCAAGACCAACCUUUGAACCCGCAGUUAGCGAACAACGCCGCGCUUUCCUCGUUAUCUGAGUCGCUAUUGGGAGUAGUGGCCGCCCGAGCGAGGACCCGUCGAUUCUCCCCACCCGAGCUGAUCGUUUCUAAUAAGAGCAGCAUUAACAAGGAGAAUAGUCUUCUGCCCGUGUCUAUUUCAAAGAGUGGUCCUUCACAUGGACCUUGAUCUAUGUCACUGCCUGGGACGAAACUGUUUGGGGGUCACUGUGGCCCUUGUGGUGUAAUCGCCUAAGAGUAAAGGGGAAUCCUUUAAACCCCAGACACGACUUUCCACGGUUUCGAUACAUUAUUAAAAGUGUGUCUAUUAGGCUGUGGCUCUUUGGGGAGAUUUGGACAUGCUCAGUUCAUCGCAGCCACUACCGCAGGAGCCCGGCACUCUGCUAGAGGCGGAGAGGGUCUUCACGCCACGCUCAAGAUGGCGGCCCGCAGGAGCCGGGCCGGGCGCCACGCUCAAGAUGCCGUGUCAGCCGCCCCGCCUUCCCCGCCUCGCCGGCUGUGACUUCCGGAGGGAGCGGGAGAGGGCGUCCGUCCCAUGGUAACUGCGCCACGGUGGGGACGCUGCGGCCGCCUUUCGCUUCCUGCCGCCGUCCGGCCCGCGAACACGGGCAGCCGCCGCCUCCGGGGUUGCGCUGCCGGCAGCCGCCAGGUCGCGAGGAACAUCACGUGUCCACUGAGAACUUGGAGCAUGGCUAUGAGCAACACCAGUGACUCUGUGGUCCUGAGCAAUGGCAGCAUCUUGUCAAAUGCUGCUGGCCCAGGGGUUGUUGCAGCUAAUGACAGAGACAUCACGGUCCAACAACUCCCAUCCAAGGAAACACCAAGAUCAAAACCAAGUCCAAAUGGCUGCCUGCAACUAAAUGGUACAAUCAGACCAUCCUUUCUGCCUUUAGACAACCAAAGAACUCAGCAGAUGUUGUCGCAAUGCUGCCACCCUUGUCCAUACCAUCAUUCUUUAAAUAGCCAUAAUAGCAAGCAAGAAUGUCAUUCAGUGGUUGGCAGCUCAGCAUCAUCUCCUAUGACCUCGUGCUGUAUGCAGCCACACACUGAGUACUCAGCCUCUAUUUGCCAAAAACACACCCCUGUCUAUCACCCUGCCUGCUGUCUUCAGCCCUCCCCAUCCUUCUGCCUUCACCAUCAGUGGCCUGACCAUUUCCAGCAUCAGCCUGUGCAGCAACACCUAGCCAGGAUAAGAAAGGCAAUCUUAUUUGCUCCUAUUUGCUGUGAAAGUAGAGCAGAUGCUCACUUGGAACUGAAGAGGCCAACCAGACCAUUGAAGUUACCAAAAAGCUAUGCUGCGCUCAUCGCUGACUGGCCUGUGGUGGUCCUGGGCAUGUGCACUGUGCUCAUAGUGGUGUGUGCACUCGUGGGAAUAUUAGUUCCAGAUCUUCCAGAUUUCUCUGAUCCACUGCUGGGUUUUGAACCCAGAGGGACAGCCAUAGGACAGAAACUGGUCACAUGGAACAACAUGGUGAAAAACACAGGGUACAAAGCAACACUUGCAAACUACCCUUUCAAAUAUGCAGAUGAGCAAGCUAAAAGUCAUCAAGAUGACAGAUGGUCAGAUGACCACUAUGAAAGAGAGAAGAGGCAAGCAGACUGGAACUUCCACAAGGAUACCUUUUUCUGUGAUAUUCCAAGUGAUCGCUAUUCACGAGUGGUGUUUACAUCAACAGAAGGAGAGAAUUUAUGGAAUUUGAAUGCAAUUAAGUCAAUGUGCAAUGUAGACAACUUGAGGAUCAGAUCCCAUUCCCAGUUUGGUGAUCUCUGCCAGAGAGCCACUGCUGCUUCAUGCUGUCCCAGCUGGACACUGGGCAACUAUAUUGCUAUUCUAAACAACAGGUCAUCGUGUCAGAAAAUUGUCGAACGGGAUGUCUCUCACACCCUAAAGCUGCUUCGCACUUGUGCCAAAUACUACUACAACGGAACCCUGGGGCCGGACUGCUGGGACAUGAAUGCCAAAAGGAAGGACCAACUCAAGUGUACAAACGUGCCUCGAAAAUGUACCAAGUACAAUGCUGUUUACCAGAUCCUUCACUAUCUAGUGGACAAGGAUUUCUUAAGCCCAAAGACAGCUGACUAUGUAUUACCAGCUUUAAAAUACAGCAUGCUCUUCUCUCCCACUGAGAAAGGGGAAAGCAUGAUGAGUAUUUACCUAGAUAACUUUGAGAACUGGAAUGCUUCUGAUGGUGUAACAACCAUCAUGGGGAUUGAGUUCGGAAUAAAACAUAGAUUGUUUCAAGAUUAUCUGUUGAUGGAUACUGUGUAUCCUGCCAUAGCCAUUGUAAUUGUCCUGUUAGUUAUGUGUGUGUACACCAAGUCCAUGUUUAUCACGUUAAUGACUAUGUUUGCAAUAAUUAGUUCCUUGAUUAUUUCUUAUUUUCUCUAUCGGGUAGUGUUUAAUUUUGAGUUCUUCCCAUUCAUGAAUCUCACGGCAUUGAUUAUCCUUGUUGGGAUUGGAGCAGAUGAUGCUUUUGUCUUAUGUGAUGUUUGGAACUACACAAAGUUUGAUAAACCUCAUGCUGGCACCUCUGAGACAGUGAGCAUCACAUUGCAACACGCUGCUCUUUCCAUGUUUGUCACAAGUUUUACAACCGCUGCUGCCUUCUAUGCUAAUUACGUCAGCAAUAUCACAGCAAUCAGGUGUUUCGGUGUUUAUGCUGGCACUGCCAUUCUGGUUAAUUAUGUUUUGAUGGUUACAUGGCUGCCUGCUGUAGUUGUAUUACAUGAACGAUACCUUGUCAAUAUUUUCAGUUGCUUUAAGAAACCUCAGCAGAGGGUAUGCAACAACAAAAACUGCUGGACAGUGUUGUGCCAAAUGUUCCACAAGAUUAUUUUUGCAGUCUCAGAAGCAUCCAGGAUAUUUUUUGAGAAAGUUUUGCCAUGCAUUGUUAUCAAAUUUCGGUAUAUUUGGCUUUUCUGGUUCCUUGCCUUAACAAUUGGUGGAGCAUAUAUCGUGUGUGUAAAUCCAAAGAUGAAAUUGCCAUCAUUGGAGCUCUCAGAGUUUCAGGUGUUUAGGUCUUCUCACCCAUUUGAACGAUACGAUGCAGAAUACAAAAAACUUUUUAUGUUUGAACGUGUCCACCACGGAGAAGAGCUCCACAUGCCGAUUACCGUAAUCUGGGGUGUCACACCUGAGGAUAAUGGUGAUCCUUUAAACCCUAAAAGCAAAGGAGAGCUGCAGCUAGAUACCAGUUUUAAUAUUGCUAGCCCAGCUUCGCAGGUUUGGAUUUUACGUUUCUGUCAAAAGUUAAGAAAUCAAACCUUUUUUUAUCAGACAGAAGAACAAGACUUCACGAGCUGCUUCAUUGAAACAUUUAAGCAAUGGAUGGAGAAUCAAGACUGUGAUGAGCCAUCUCUUUACCCCUGCUGCAGCCACUGGACCUUUCCAUACAAACAAGAAGUUUUUGAAUUAUGUAUUAAGAGAGCUAUAAUGGAGCUAGAAAGAAGCACAGGGUACCAUUUAGAUAGCAAAACCCCAGGACCUCGCUUUGACCUUAAUGAUACCAUCAGGGCAGUGGUGUUAGAAUUCCAAAGCACCUACCUCUUCACACUGGCUUAUGAGAAAAUGCAUCAGUUCUACAAAGAGGUGGACUCAUGGAUUUCAAGUGAGCUUAGUUCUGCUCCUGAAGGUCUUAGCAAUGGUUGGUUUGUGAGUAACCUUGAAUUUUAUGAUCUUCAGGACAGUCUUUCUGAUGGUACUCUGAUUGCCAUGGGCCUUUCAGUUGCCGUUGCAUUUAGCGUAAUGCUUCUUACAACUUGGAACAUAAUCAUAAGCCUUUAUGCAAUCAUUUCAAUAGCUGGAACUAUUUUUGUCACAGUGGGUUCUCUGGUUCUUCUUGGGUGGGAGCUGAAUGUGUUGGAAUCUGUCACAAUCUCAGUGGCUGUUGGCUUGUCAGUGGACUUUGCUGUUCAUUAUGGAGUGGCUUAUCGCUUGGCCCCUGACCCUGACCGAGAGGGGAAGGUCAUUUUUUCUUUAAGCCGUAUGGGUUCUGCUAUUGCAAUGGCUGCCUUGACUACAUUUGUAGCUGGGGCAAUGAUGAUGCCCUCGACAGUGUUGGCAUACACUCAGCUUGGCACUUUCAUGAUGCUUAUAAUGUGCAUUAGUUGGGCUUUCGCAACAUUCUUUUUCCAGUGCAUGUGCCGAUGCCUUGGGCCCCAGGGCACUUGUGGCCAGAUCCCACUACCAAAAAGACUGCGGUGUAAUGCCUUCUCUCAGGCCUUUUCAGGAGCCCAAGGGGGCAGAAGUCAAAACAAAUCCCACCCUGUUAGCAAGUACCAGAUGGACUCCAGAAGCCAAAAACCAGAAAUGGAGCAUGAGCACUAUGAGCUUGAGCCUCUGGCAUCACAAACUGGAAUCUGUAACCCUGCAGAGAAAGUGACAUAUGGGGAAACUCAUAUCUGCUCAGAGCUUUUCAGCAGCAGGCCCCAAAACUCAUCUGUGCCUGUGCAUCCAGCCUAUAAUAGUGAAGUGAGUAAAGGCAUCAAAAACGUUGCUAAUUCAUCUGUGCUCCAGACCUCUGUUGACCAACACACCAUAUGCCCAAUUUUCUCUCAGAACAGGCAGUGUAGCUGUCCUGAUACGUAUAAACAGGUGACAGUGAAGUGGAGUCCGCACUCCUGUCAGCAGUUAAGUGACACCUUCUGUUACCAGUGUUCUCCCUCCCCAGGGACCGUACAGAUCCAAAGCUCUGUAGUUCCUAUAAAUGCUUUACAGCAAGCUGCCGAGGGUUACGUGCAUCCAGUCCAGCAUAUCCUCCACUGCGACUGCCUUCAGGGAAGGCUCAAAAGAACAAUGACACAAAACUCUCUGCCUAAAAAUUUUUUCCUCCGGUCUGUGCAACAGUUCCAGGCACAUCAGAGAAUAAACAGGACAGAUACACAUGCUCAUCAAAACCCAGAGGAAAACGUAAGAACUGUUCCAAAGGUGAUGAGCUCCUCACAGUUCCUCUACCGAAAUGCAGCACCUCUAAUAGUGCGUUGCUCGGAAUGUGAGAACAGUGUCCAAAGUAAUCAAAAGGGAUUCUGUCAGCAGACAGGUAAGUGUGAUGAAAAGGGUGGUACAGAAGCAAACGAGGUGGAAAGCAAGAAAGCCUCUCUGUCAAAGCAGAAAAAGAAAGCUGACAGCAAGACAGAUCAGUGUUCUUUGCAGAAUGACCAAGUUUUGAAAGCAGACCAAAAUGAUAAAAAUCACCUGCUGACCAGGUCAGGGAGAGAGGCUCGCUCCGAGGGUUGCUGUGAAAGUUCACACUGUUGUGGCAAGGCAAUUGCUGUAAAGUGCAAUUCUGUUGACUGUCAAAUGCCAAACAUCGAAGCCAAUGUGCCUCCUAUGUUAAUGCGCCCAGAACUUUCCAAUGAAAGUUUGUUAAUAAAAACACUAUAAUAAACCUUUAA